CACGCCUUCGCAUCAGCCACUUGUCAGCCACCAUGUCUCCCCAAGCCCACGACCCGGUGGCUCACGACACCGUCUUCAUAGACUCGCUCUCCAUUUCUUCAACAAUUGGGCGAGACUGGUGGGGGCGCACACGCCCACAGCCUCUAUUUGUCACCCUCCAUCUCCAUCUACAGCCCGGGUACCUCGACAAAGCCGGCGCGUCGGACGAUGUCCGCGACUCGGUCCACUAUGGCCAGCUCUGCAAGAGCAUCAUGGGCCUCGCCUAUGGUCCCGACGCACAAGAGUUCGAUGGCCCGAGGGAUCUUGCGAGGGCUGUAGUGAAGACGGCGUUCGCUCUCACCGGCGCGUUUGCUGCCCAGCGCGCUGUAGUAGCCGUCAAGUCCGAGAAACUGAUCCCGCUCGCUGGGGAGUUCACACUGGAGAUCUCGACAUCCUAUGCGCAGGAAAUCAUAGAAGGGACGGAGAGCGUCCGUGUUACUAUCAAGGACCUCGUGCUGUUCACCAUCAUUGGAGUCAACACGCCCGAGCGAGAGGCAAAGCAGCGGGUUAUCAUUAGUAUCAUCGUGCACGAAAAGGCUGGUCACGGUUCUCCCGUCGACUACGCGGCCCUUUCAGCGUUGAUCGCCAAUGACCUCGGCGCGUCCUCACAUCUCACGCUCGAGAAGUUUGUCCUGGAGACCACCCGAUACAUCUGCCUGUACUCGGAGACGAUAGAAGUUGUCACGGUCAAAGCGGAGAAGCCAAGCGCGCUGUCGUUUGCUCAGGCAGCGGGCGUACAGAUGACUCGGGCGCGGGCUGCAUUCCUCCAGGACGGACGCUUGCAGAGGGCGGUGACAUCAGUCAGCGUAGCUGGAUCAAAGCACACGCCUACGCAGUGAUUACAUUCGCCGGAACACUGUAGUCACAUACAGUCCCGACAUUCGAAGCACUCACCUAUUUCAGAACGGCACUAUCAAUGUUACAGUUGUACGAGGUGUGCAUGGACGAACAUACGCUCGAUGUAUCAUGACAAUCUAGUUGU
Molecule: messenger RNA, 1021 nt
Organism: Rhodofomes roseus
Lineage: Eukaryota; Fungi; Basidiomycota; Agaricomycetes; Polyporales; Fomitopsidaceae
Product: Dihydroneopterin aldolase-domain-containing protein
Exons: 3
Coding region: 33-878 (281 amino acids)
Biological process (GO): folic acid-containing compound metabolic process
Cellular component (GO): cytoplasm
Molecular function (GO): dihydroneopterin aldolase activity
Source: RefSeq, a predicted model, not a curated record